This is a messenger RNA of Psylliodes chrysocephalus, 489 nucleotides long. The record is from the annotation of a GenBank genome assembly. Lineage: Eukaryota; Metazoa; Arthropoda; Insecta; Coleoptera; Chrysomelidae.
UCAGACCACCGCUGGUUAACAUUCAAAAUAAACUUGAUGUUGCCGACCUCCACGAUAUCUCGAAACCCUAGGAAGACGGACAGGGCAACCUAUGCCCACCUUCUCUAAGAGGCUCUAAGAGAUAUGGAAGUCAAAACACCAAACAAUAACAAUGCUUUAGAGAAGUACUCGAACACUAUCCAAAACACAAUACAUAAUUCCUAUAAGAAAUCCUGUCCUCAGAGGCUGGUCCAACAUGAUCAGACGACUACCGUAUGGUGGUGUCACGAGUUGGAUCACCUUAGGAAGAUGGCUAGGAAAUCCUUUAAUAAGGCAAGCACCACAAAACUCAAAAAGAACUGGGAUACUCACCUAAGAGAAUACAAAAAAAUCGUUAGACAAAAGGAGAUGGAGAUCCUAUUGCGAAGAAAUCGAAGAUUUCUUGCAGGCAGUGAGGCUUCAAAAAGCUCUCCCAAAAGAUCCACACCGAAGCACUGGUGCGCUAAUUAA